AUGGCAGUACCAGAAACACCACGCAGAUCUGGCCGGCAGCGCAAAGCCAAUCCACGAUAUGAAGAUCAAAUCGAAUGGACAGAAGAUAUUGUUCGCACUCUUCGAGCCGAGUCCAACUCACCGGAUCGUUCUUCUGAAAGCUCGGCGCCCGAAUCUGUGCAGAAGACUCACGACGUCAAUUUUGACGACAAUGCUGGACCAGGUGACCUUGUGGAACAUGCUGAAGUACAAGCUGACGCGGAGCUAUCUAAUGCAGCAGAAUCUUCUGUCGCGACAUCCGAAGAAGAUGAGCGGGAGGACGAUCUGGUAAUACGCGACACUCAUCUCAGUCCUAGGUCUGCAGUAGUCCGGCGGCCGAAGCACAAGGAAAUAGCUAGAGAAAAGGGUCUCCGUAGUCGAAUGUUUCCAGAGGGAUCAGAUAAGUUAAGAGGUGCGAUAAGCAAAACAUAUUUUGAUAACUUCGGUCCAGAGCUUCAGGACCUGUUUCCGGUAUUGCGAUCAAGAGAUGUCUGGCAUUUGGAUCCGAGAGACUCGGUCCUCCCAAGCAGAGCAUCCAUCGAGAAGGCCGUUCAGUAUGAGGCACAAGGCAAGUAUCUAAGUCUAAAAGUGACGCAGGAGGACGACAUGGAACAGAAUCCUCGAAAUUCUGCACAAAUCGCCCGUGCUGUUACGAGUCAGAAUACAUACCAGAUAUCUGGUUCGGAAAACAAAGUCAACAACGAAGUGGUACUCGGACCUUGGAAUCAAAGCCAGAAAUACAAAAUUGAGCCAUUGAAGCCAUUUGAUAUCACAGAGGCAUACUCGAAGUCAUCGGUACCUCAACUAGCUGCCACCAGGAAUAGACCUCAUCGAGGAUGGCUCGUCAAUCUUGGUGCUAGACCGCACUGUCUUGCCUGGGCAUCCAUUCGGACAGAUUUACAAUACCUCGCUGUAUCUUUCCGAGGCACGAAGCCACAACGAGACAGCACUGCACAACAUUCGCCUAGGCCGUCGUCAGCCUUUAUCCCUUCUCCUGGCUACCAUUCCAUCAUUCAAAUCUUGAAAGUCGGGGCAGAUCCAGGACAGGCAGAAGAGGCAGCCAGACUGAGUCGCGACUUGGAUAAAGCCCCUCAGCUAUAUCAUCAGCUACAUAUGGAGUGGGGAGAUGUUAUCAAGUUCGAAUGGCUACCGCUUCUUGAUGAUGCUGAAACAACUCAUACACGAUCAUUGGUCAUCCUUUCAAGUGAUGGCAAUAUUCGCAUAGUCAAUAUCGAACUCACGGCAUCUACGAUCCAAUACAUAGAAAAGCCUCAUCUGAUCGCUGAGCCACCCACUGGCACAAUCUUCACCUGCUUCUGCACACCAUCACCCAUAGAUCUCAUAGCUGGUGACACGAUAGGAAAAAUCCAUCUCUUCGUAAUCGACAAUUCAUCGAGCACUUCAUUAACUGCAUACACCACAAUUCAUAUCCAUCACACCUACAUCAUGUCGCUGACCACAGUAACCGACCACCCGACCUUCCUAGCAUCUCAGUCAGCUGCCGGCGAGAUUAUACUCACAGAUCUCCGCGCGCCAUCACAAGAUCGUGUAGUGACCCGCAAAGCUCGCCUCCCAACUCGAAACCUGGCAUAUUAUCCGUUUGCACGCAGCUUCCUUACCACCUCUGAUACGUCAGGCAACUCGGAACCGUCAGGCACAUCCCUAAGCACUGUCGUCAGCCACAGCAUGAGACACUUCAAUCAAUACAACACGCUACUGAAGCUGCCGGAGUGCAGCGGUAUAUGCACUUCAUUGGCAGUCAGUCCGUUUCACCCAAUUGUGCUGGUGGCGAAUGCUUCGGGGAGUGUGUUUGCGAGCAACUGUUUAAAGAGAAUGCUGCCCAUUUCGCACUUUGCCAAAGGCGAGAAAAUCCUGAGCUGGAUGGUGAAGAUUUGGGAAGUGGAAUGGAGAGAAUUGGAAGUGGAAGAUGGACACGCAGUUAAAGAAGUAAGUACAAUGGAGCUGGACAAUCCAGCAGCUACGGACAAUUCGUGCGAUUUAGAUAAGAGGCAGGACACGUCGACACUAAAUGGCUCGGACCUUGCUGCCCCAACUCAAGAUUAUGGGCCUCAGGACAACCCAGCGACAGAGCCCAUCGACAUCUUCUACGGUCGUCCGACUCGCAGAGGCCUCACACGCUUCUAUGAAGGGUUUCAACCGGAUAAGGUCGAUCUUGGCCCCAAAGCUCACUCAACAACUGGUGCAACUUCACAAAUCAUUUUACCAGAGGAGCAAGCCGUGACUGCAAUGUGUUGGAAUCCCAAUCCGCGAUUCAGUGGUUGGGCUGCUGUAGGGUGGGGCAGUGGAUUGCUUGUUGUAAGAGACCUUAGCCAUGAUGUCGCGUGA
Messenger RNA from Lithohypha guttulata, 2364 nucleotides. RefSeq lists its product as uncharacterized. The transcript is spliced from 2 exons. The coding region runs from base 1 to 2364 and encodes 787 amino acids. Gene Ontology annotation, molecular function: protein binding. The record is from RefSeq and is a predicted model, not a curated record. NCBI's taxonomy places the organism in Eukaryota, Fungi, Ascomycota, Eurotiomycetes, Chaetothyriales, Trichomeriaceae. Gene Ontology annotation, biological process: transcription by RNA polymerase III. Gene Ontology annotation, cellular component: transcription factor TFIIIC complex.